This is a messenger RNA of Coregonus clupeaformis (lake whitefish), 1401 nucleotides long. RefSeq names its product apolipoprotein Eb. NCBI's taxonomy places the organism in Eukaryota, Metazoa, Chordata, Actinopteri, Salmoniformes, Salmonidae. The transcript has 6 exons. The record is from RefSeq and is a predicted model, not a curated record. Gene Ontology annotation, biological process: positive regulation of nitric-oxide synthase activity; negative regulation of neuron apoptotic process; regulation of amyloid-beta clearance. Gene Ontology annotation, cellular component: extracellular region; intermediate-density lipoprotein particle. The coding region runs from base 142 to 954 and encodes 270 amino acids. Gene Ontology annotation, molecular function: lipid binding.
GAACUUCGGACACAGGUUGGACAUUCACCUUGCAUUUAUGGGAUCGCAUCAGAGCAAUCAAAGUUGUAUAAAUACUCAGUGAACGUCUGUCAGUGUUUACUUACAGUAUCAUCACCACAGAGGAUCUCUAAUCAGAUCACCAUGAAGGCUGUCGCAGUAAUCCUGGCUCUAGCCGUCCUCUCAGGCUGCCAUGCAUGGGUGCUACCCAUGCAAGAUGAGCCCCAAACUCCCUGGGAGAAGACCAUUGACCAGUUUAAGGACUACAUAACUGACCUGAACUCUAAGGCUGAUGAGAAGGUGAAGAACAUCAGGGCCUCCCAGCUCAGCAGAGAACUGGAUACCCUGAUCACAGACACCAUGUCUGAGCUCAACAUGUACAGUGAUGAUAUGAAGACCAAACUGGGCCCUCUCGCUAAGGACGCCGCUGAACGUCUGGGCAAGGACAUGCAGCUCCUCCUUAACAAGUUGCAGGCUCACAUGACUGAAGCCAAGGACCGUACCACAGUGUACACCCAGGAACUCCAGACCAUGUUGGAGCAGAAUGCCAAUGACGUCAGGAACAGGGUCAACACAUAUAGCCGCAAGCUGAACAAGCGCCUGAGCAAGGACACCCAGGAGAUCUCCAGCAAAGUGACCACCUAUUUUGAGGAGCUUCAGUCUCGAACCACCUCCAGGGUGGAAUCCGUGAGGGAUCGCUUUCAGCCUUACUAUGUCCAGAUCCGUGAGCGCGCUGUGGAUAAGAUGACUACCCUCAGCAAACUGCUGACGACCCAGGCUGAAAAGGUGAAGGACAAGCUUGAGUCCCGGGCUGAGGAGGUCCGCGAGCAGCUGGAGAAGACCACCGAGAACCUCCGCACCACCCUCGAGGGCAAGAUGGAGGAACUGCGCACCUGGUUCAACCCCUACGGCCUCAAAAUCCGUGAUCAGGCUAAGGCCAUCAUGGAGACCAUGUAAAUCAACAUACCACCAUGCAGGCUUAGGGUGGCGGUCUAGUUCACUCACUAUGUUCUAUGUCACAUUUUUCACCCAAGUUUAAAAAAGGGAGGAGAAGUUGCCAUAAAGAAACCAUUUCGUUUUUCACUCCAUUCGUAAACAAGACAUAAUGCAUAUUUGGCUGAGCACAAAUCUUUUCAGAAUAGUAACAGAUCCCAAAGAUCAACCGAACAAAUCUACCUGUGUUAAUAUCCUCUCUCCCUUGUCAUCCACCUCUACAAAAGGCACCCUAUCAAGGCCUAGCUGAUAAAGUUCACAGAGAGGCACACUCUAGCCGUCACUGCUUAACAUCAAAAUGUAUAUUAGUGGGACAGAACAGUUGUGGUAGGGGAAUUGUAUAAAGGGCUUUGUGAGUAAGUAAUAAUCUGUCAAGUCUGUCAAUCCAAUAAAAAGAUCUGUGAAUUGUUA